Molecule: messenger RNA, 2568 nt
Organism: Symbiodinium sp. CCMP2592
Lineage: Eukaryota; Dinophyceae; Suessiales; Symbiodiniaceae
Source: the annotation of a GenBank genome assembly
AUGUGCACAGCCUUGGAGGGUUGGCCCAACGAGACAUGGCCUGAGUUCCAGGAGAUCUACCACAACCCAGAGGACAAGUUGCGCAAGCCGGCCUUCAAAGCCGCCCGGGUAAUGCGCAAAAAAUUGGGCAUCAUGUCCUUUCGCUGGAGCCCGCCGUCGAAGGUGACCAGCUCUGUCUGCCGGGCACGGAAAGUCUUCUGUGACGUGGCAUUCAUGUCGGAAGCAGAGGUUCUGAAGUACUUCAAGGUGACAGCCAAGCAACUUGGUUUGACAAUCGGCUCGUUGCAGCUGGAAGACAGACGCGAGAUGCUUCGAGGUUACUACGUGUCGUUGGCAGGUGUCCCGGCACACAUCGUGCAUGGCUUGAGGAAGGUGCGGCUUUCCUGGAAGGUCAAAGUGAAGCACGCAGCUAUGAGGCUGCAGCCAGAAUGGCAGAUCCGCCAGGAGCAGGGAGGCUUGAUGUUCAACCACUUCUCCGACCUCCAGUUGGGGAAGGCCGACGCCAAGGUGCGUACCGUCAACCGAGCAAAGCUGGUCAGCUUCGAGUCUCUGUUGCAGAAGGGCGGCAACAUCAAUCAAGUACUAGUAGUAGUAGCAGCAGCAGCAGUAGUAGUAGCAGAAGAGAAUGCAGGGCAAGCCGCGGCUGGUGGCGAGCAGCAGGAGGGCGAGGCCGACGAAGGGGAGCAAGGCGAGGAGGAGGAGAUGGAAGUCGAUUUGGAAAUGAACCCCGACGACUCGGCCGCCUUCAGCGCCUUCAGAUCCGCUCCAUCGCACGGUGAUGCUUUCAUGGAGGAUGGUGGUGAGGGUCCGAAGAAGAAGAAACGUGUUUCCAAACCCAAGGUUGAGCCGGAGGAAGAGGAGGACGACGGGGUCGUGGACGGUGGCUCCAGCGACAUUCCGCAAUGGUUGCAGAAGGACAGUGCCCUUCAGAAAGUCAUCGCCAAGCUUGGGAAAGUGCACAAGUGCUUCCUCAGCAUGGACCCGCAGAGGAACCUGGACUGCACGAAAAGCCCUGCCGGCCGACAGCUGCGAGGGGCGAUGCCAGCACGAAUGAUCUUGCAAGAUAUGGAGGCCAAGAACCACAAAGAAGCAUCUCUGCUGAGUUCCCGCUUGCGACUGCUGGAGCAUGUCGAGGCUCUGGCGCACACGUCGCUUGCAAGCAUGACCCGGGCAGAGGUCCGAGCCCACGUGACAGCAGUCGUCGAUGAGGGUCUGCAGGUUCCGGCGAGCCUGAAGACCCAGCUGCUGGAGAGAUGGGCCAACGACCUGUUCGGUGACAUGAUGGAGGUGAAAGAUGUGAACGGUGCUGACUUCAAGGCGUCCUUGGACGCCUACAUGCUGACCGUGUGUGCUUUCAUCCCGACGCCUGCUGACGUGGAGAUCACGGACUUGAACCUCACAGCAGCCGUGCUGUGGACGGCAGCCCGGGAGGAGGUGGACUACAAGGUCAAGUUCGGUACCGCGACAAAGGAAGCCGGGCCAAAGAUGGUUGCCGAAAUCCAGCAGGCAUCUGCCGAUGCGGUCCUGGAGGGUCUUUUCUGCGAUAGCUUUGUCAAGAUGGUGAAGGAUGUCCAUAUCCACAAGGACAGACUCCUGAAGGUCCUUUCCUGCUUUCUGCUGAACUACACGGAUGAGGCGAAGGAGCUCUUGGAGUCCAAAGAGCCCCUGAAAAGUGUCUACGACCGCUUCCAGGGGGUUGCCUUCGCUUUGGUCGCUCUGAUGAGCCCAGAGCCGGACUACCUCGCAUCCAAUGCCACCCACGUGAACGCCGUGAUGAAGUAUCGAGGUUCCAAUGUCUUUGAGACUACAAUCCGAGAUCACAUCGUUCGCAAAGGUGACAAGGAGAACCCCAACAUGUGGACGAAGCUCUACGAUGAUUUCUUGGCGAAAGCAGAAGAGACGGCGAAACUUUGGCCCAAGCUCCAGGACGCCUUCACGACCUUGGCCGACAUGGAGAAGGCAGAGCCACUCAGCCUUAAUGUUGGCCUGUUGGUGACCAUCGUGCAGGACCUCCCGCAGAUGAAGAAAUCGAUGCGACAUGGUGUGUGCAAUGAUGCAUUCAAGAAGUUGCAGUCGGUGCUGAAGCAUUUCUUGACUGCAGUGCUGAAGGCCAAAGCAGGCGAGAUCAGCUUAGGAACGUCGUCUGUGACAUCCUUGCAAGCCGGUGUCGCUUUGUUCCCAGAGGAUGCGAGCAUGACAAGACUCGGUGAGCAGUGGCAGAAGUUCCGCAAGAACUCGGAGAAGGAGAUCGCCCUCACCGAGCUUCUUGACAUCUGCAAAAGUUACCCGACGGACUACCAGGCACCUAUGCAAGGCAACAUCGGGCCGUUCCUCGACGCCUGGAAAGCUUGCCCGAUGGACGUGAAGAACGGCUUGCAAGAUGAUGAUUUGCAUGUGCUCAACAGCGCCAUCUGUUGGAUCUACCGCGUUGUCGCCGACCUUUUCCGGGCAACGUGGCUGCCAUUACAUAACCAUAGGCAUUCCCCUACGUCACUGAGUCGUACUUUUAUUUGCUACCUUUCAUCUGACCUCAUGACUUAUUCAGUAGCUGUCACUCACCAUCACUAG